AAAAAAAGCACUACGCGGCUAGCCGUGACCUCCAUUCCAGCCUGCCCUGCCCAAGCAAAGAAUUCCCAGCCUUCACACCUCUCCCCCUCGCUCCGUCCCUACCAGCCAGAGGAGGAGGAGGGGAAAGUGGCUGCUGGAUCGACGAUGAUGUGGGGCGUCGCAGCCGCCGUCGCCUCCGCGGCCGCCGUCGCCGUGGCCUCCGGCGCCGAGCUCCUCGCCUGCGACUGCGCCCCGACGGAGCCCGCCGCCGCCGUCGCCGUCGGCAGAUGCGACGAGUUCCUCCUCCGCCAGCGGGAUUCCUCGGCGUUGAGCGGGGCCAGCGGCGACGACAAGUUCGCGCCGCGGUUCGACGGGCUGCGCUUCAUCGAGACGCUCGUCACGGCGCACCGCUGAAAAUUUCCCCCUGCGGACUCUUUCCAGUCGUCUUCUUCGUGCGAUUCGCGGGGAGAGGCUGGCUGCUACCCUAUUAAUUCGGCGAUUGGCGGCCAACGCGCCGCCGAAUUUUUGCUACUACUAGGACAAAUUGAGGUUUUCCGUUUCUUUUUCUCCCCUUUGUUUCUCUUUGCCGAUGACGAUUAUGGUCCUAUUGUUGUUCAGUGAUGCGAUUGAAUUGGAACCUUCAAGUGGGCAUGUGAUGUGAUGAUGCUAGCAUUUGGUUCUUCACCCGAUCUGUUAUGCAAGCAUGUUAGUAUGAUAUGAGAUGAUUGCUGGUAUGAUUUCA
Triticum dicoccoides is the source of this 721-nucleotide messenger RNA. RefSeq lists its product as uncharacterized. The transcript has 2 exons. Lineage: Eukaryota; Viridiplantae; Streptophyta; Magnoliopsida; Poales; Poaceae. The coding region runs from base 145 to 393 and encodes 82 amino acids. The record is from RefSeq and is a predicted model, not a curated record.